Plasmodium adleri (nom. inval.) is the source of this 3081-nucleotide messenger RNA. RefSeq names its product serine repeat antigen 5, putative. The record is from RefSeq and is a predicted model, not a curated record. The transcript has 4 exons. Bases 1 to 3081 code for a protein of 1026 amino acids. Gene Ontology annotation, molecular function: cysteine-type endopeptidase activity. Lineage: Eukaryota; Apicomplexa; Aconoidasida; Haemosporida; Plasmodiidae. Gene Ontology annotation, cellular component: lysosome.
AUGAAGUCAUAUAUUUCCUUGUUAUUCAUAUUGUGUGUUAUAUUUAACAAAAAUAUUAUAAAAUGUACAACAGGAAGUGAAAGCGGAAGUGGAGGAGGAAGUCCAGCCGGAAGUGCAGGUGUAAGUGAAAACGGUAGUAGGGGACAAAGAUCAGCAACAAGCCCAGAACAAGGUGAAGAACAAAGUCCAAGCGGUGGUUCAGUACAAAGGCAAGAACAAGGUGCAGGACAAAGUUCAAAUGAAGUUUCAGGAGAUGCUUCAGUACAAAAGACAGUUACUUCAUCAGUAACACCAUCUCCAACCACUCCUUCAGAAAAUAAAAAUUCCAUUUUGGUAAAAUCUGCUUUAUUAAAAGAUUAUAUGGGUGUAAAAGUUACUGGUCCAUGUAACGAAAAUUUUGUUAUGUUCUUAGUUCCUCAUAUAUAUAUUGAAGUUGAUACAGAAGAUACUUAUAUCGAAUUAAGAACAUCAUUGAGAGAAACAGAUAAUUUCUUAUUAUUUGAAUCAAACAGUGGUUCAUUAGAAAAAAAAAAAUAUGUAAAAGAAGAAUCAGAAGGUACAAAUGGAGAAAAAAAUCCAAGUACAGGAACCGUUGAAGCACAAGAUGAAUCAGGUCCGACUACACGUGUAGAUUCAAGUGAAAGUUCCAGUUCAAGAUCAGACUCAAGUGGACGUUCUAAUUCCGGAACAGGCUCAAGUGGAAGUUCAGGUUCAGGAAAUUCAAACAAUGGUCAAGCUGUAUCAAGUAACGAUUCUAACCAAAAUAACAGAAAUUUACAUAAUAUAUGUGCAACAGGAAAAACGUUCAAAUUUGUAGUAUAUAUUAAGGAAAAUACAUUAAUACUUAAAUGGAAAGUAUACGGAAAGGAGGAAAAUAACCAAGUCGAUGUAAGAAAGUAUAUGAUAAAUGAAAAAGAAAGCCCAAUUACUAGUAUACUAAUACAUUCAUACAAAGAACAUAAUGAGACAAACUUAAUAGAAAGUAAAAACUAUGUGUUAAGAUCAGACGUUCCAGAAAAAUGUGAUGCUUUAGCUUCUAACUGCUUUUUAAGUGGUAAUUUUAAUAUUGAAAAAUGCUUUCAAUGCGCCCUUUUAGUAGAACCCGAAAAAAAUAAAGAUGAAUGUUUCAAAUACUUAUCUGAAGAUAUUAGAAAUAAAUUCACCGAAAUAAAAGCUGAGACAGAAGAUGAUGAUGAAGAUGAUUAUACUGAAUAUAAAUUAACCGAAUCUAUUGAUAAUAUAUUAAUAAAAAUGUUUAAAACAAAUGAAAAGAAUGAGAAAUCCGAAUUGAUAAAAUUAGAAGAAGUAGAUGAUAGUUUAAAAUUAGAAUUAAUGAAUUAUUGUAGUUUACUUAAAGAUGUAGAUACAAGUGGUACUUUAGAUAAUUAUGAGAUGGGUAAUGAAAUGGAUAUAUUUAAUAACUUAAAGAGAUUAUUAAUUUAUCAUUCAGAAGAAAAUAUUAAUACAUUAAAAAAUAAAUUCCGUAAUGCAGCUGUAUGUUUAAAAAAUGUUGAUGAUUGGAUUGUAAAUAAGAGAGGUUUAGUAUUACCUGAAUUCAAUUAUGAUUUAGAAUAUUUUAAUGAAGAUUUAUAUAAUGAAAAAAAUUCUGAAGAAGAUAAUAAUAAUAAUAAAGAAAAGGGUGUUAUAAAUGUUAAUAAAAAUGUAGAAAAAGAAAAUUCUUCGUCACAUGAUAAUACCAACAAUAUGUUUUGUAAUAAAGAAUAUUGUAAUAGAUUAAAAGAUGAAAAUAAUUGUAUAUCUAAACUUGAAGUUGAAGAUCAAGGUAAUUGUGAUACUGCAUGGAUUUUUGCUUCAAAAUAUCAUUUAGAAACUAUAAGAUGUAUGAAAGGAUAUGAACCUACUAAAAUUUCUGCUUUAUAUGUAGCUAAUUGUUAUAAAGGUGAACAUAAAGAUAGAUGUGAUGAAGGUUCUAGUCCAAUGGAAUUCUUACAAAUUAUUGAAGAUUAUGGAUUCUUACCAAAAGAAUCAAAUUAUCCAUAUAAUUACGUCAAAGUUGGAGAACAAUGUCCAACAGUACAAGAUUAUUGGGUUAACUUAUGGGAUAAUACAAAAGUUUUAACAGGCAAAAAUGAACCUAAUAGUUUAGAUGGUAAGGGAUAUACUGCAUAUGAAAGUGAAAAGUUUCAGGAUAAUAUGGAGGCAUUUAUUAAUAUUAUAAAAACUGAAGUAAUGAAUAAAGGUUCAGUUAUUGCAUAUAUAAAAGCUGAAAAUGUUAUGGGAUAUGAAUUCAGUGGAAAGAAAGUACAAAACUUAUGUGGUGAUGAUACAGCUGAUCAUGCAGUUAAUAUUGUUGGUUAUGGUAAUUAUAUGAAUAAUGAAGGAGAAAAAAAAUCUUAUUGGAUUGUUAGAAACAGUUGGGGUCCAUAUUGGGGAGAUGAAGGUUAUUUUAAAGUAGAUAUGUAUGGACCAACUCAUUGUCAUUUUAACUUUAUUCACAGUGUUGUUAUAUUCAAUCUUGAUUUACCUAUGAAUAAUAAAACAACUAAAAAAGAAUCAAAAAUAUAUGAUUAUUAUUUAAAGGCUUCUCCAGAUUUUUAUCAUAAUCUUUACUUUAAAAAUUUUCAUGUUGAUAAUAAAAAAUUAUUCUCUGAAAAGGAAGAUAAUGAAAACAACAAAAAAUUAAGUAACAACUAUUUUAUUUUUGGACAAGAUACGGAUGAAUCAGGAGAAAGUGCAGAAGUAAGCAGUGUUCCAUCAGGAUCUGAAGGAGCUGAUCCAAAAGAACCUAAAGUAACUGAUCCAAAAGCAUCUGAAGUAACUGAUCCCAAAGCACCUAAAGUAACUGAUUCAGAUCAAUCCUCAGAACGUGUUCAUGUUUAUCACGUAUUAAAACAUAUAAAGGAUAGCAAAAUAAGAAUGGCUCUACGUAAAUAUAUGGAUACACUAGAAGUAGGUAAAAGACACUCUUGUACAAGAGCCUAUGCAUUUGAUCAAGAUAAUUAUGAAAAGUGUGUUGAAUUCUGUAAUAAGAACUGGAGCACAUGCGAAAAUAAAGCUUCACCAGGACAUUGUUUAUCCAAAUUGGAAACAAACAACGAAUGUUAUUUCUGUUAUGUAUAA